Molecule: messenger RNA, 3180 nt
Organism: Pyricularia pennisetigena
Lineage: Eukaryota; Fungi; Ascomycota; Sordariomycetes; Magnaporthales; Pyriculariaceae
Exons: 3
Coding region: 1-3180 (1059 amino acids)
Source: RefSeq, a predicted model, not a curated record
AUGACAAAUAAGAACACUAUUAUACUCAUAACAAAAGCCUGCUCAGGCACUAUUAAUCAGCUGCGGCGGCACACUCUCAAGCGUCGGCGUUAUAACCUUCAUCAGCCCCGUGUCGGCGUCAAACUCGACCUUGUCCAGCGUCGUCUCCCUGUUGUUCCCGUUGCCGUUGGGGAUGGCGAAGCGGUGGUAGGCAAUCAGCCAGUCGUCGGUGCCGGGGAUGUUGACCAUGCUGUUGUGGCCGGUGCCCAGGAUCCCCAGCUCGGUCCGCUUGGACAGCACGACGCCGCGGUACGUCCACGGCCCGUCGGCCGACGUGGCCGUGGCGUACCCGACGCGGUAGUUCUCCGACCCCGUGUCGUCGAUGCUGUACGUCAGGUGGUACAGGCCCCGGCGGUGCACGACGAAGAGGCCCUCGCGGAAGUCGACCAGGCCCUCGAUCGCCCUGGUGGUGUUGGGCUUGAGCGACACCAUGUCGUCGCCCAGCUCCGCGUACAGCGGUCGCCCGUUGCCCCAGUACAGGUAGUACCUGCCGCUGACCGGGUCGCGGAACGCCGCCGGGUCGAUGGCCUGGCCCGACGUCACGGCCUCGUUGUUCUUGAUGAAGGCGUCCUGCUGCGCCGUGAACGGUCCCAGCGGGCUGUCGGCCACGGCGGCGCCGAUGGUCUUGGUGUUGAGCGUGCGGUGGUGGCCGCUGUGGUAGAAAUAGAACUUGCCGUCGCGCUCCGCGAAGCCCGGCGCCCAGGCGUUGCCCACGGCCCACGGCACGUUGCCGCCCGGCGCGUCCAGCGUCAGGAUGGGCUCCUGGCUGCGCGUCCAGUUGGCCAGGUCCGGCGACGACCAGACGUAAAACUCCUUGCCGCCCCAGCCGGGGAAGCCGUCGGUGGUGGCGUAGAUGUAGUAGGUCUUGUCGUGGAUGAAGAUGUUGGGGUCGGCGUAGAGCCCCGGGAGCACGGGGGACCUGACGUUGGAGGCGCGGACCGUCCAGUUCGAGGUGCUGCCGUCAGCCGCGUUAGUAAGCGUGUACGUCACUGUCUUGCCGCCGUCGAGGUCAACGAUUGUUCCAGGAGCAGGGGAGGAGGUGACGCCGUCGACGGUGGUGAAGGUCGGGGCGACAGACGCGAGGCUGACGUUGGGAGCAGGUGCUUUUUGCUGCGAGGCGUCCGAGAGGGCGACGUCGCGGACCUGAAAAACGUUGCCGGACUUGGUGGCCACCUCGUCGCCGGAGAGGGCGCGCCCGUACAGGGCAAAGUGGCUCAUCUGGCCCUUGAACAGCUUGUCCGAAGUGUAGACGGACCGGCCGAUGUAGUUGUUGGACGUGAUGCCGUUGCCGAUGCUGAGGGGGUCGGCACUCGUCGCCGUGUUGCGGGCGACCUCGGCCCCGUUCAGGUACAGGAUGCCGGUGCCGCCGCUGAUGACGUAGGCGAGGUGCACCCACUGGUCCUUGGGCAGGUCGCGCUGCUGGUUGGCGGCCUGCUCUCCGCUGUAGUCGCCGGUGGUAAUGGCGGCACGGUAGGGGCUGCCCGUGGCAAAGACGUAGCCGUUGCCCGCGCCGCUGGAGCCGGUGUUGCCCAGGCCAAAGAGGAAGUAGGGCGUCUGCUGGCCGGCGUCGAUGCGGACACGCAUCUCGACGCUCAUGUCCUCGACGUCCUUCAUCAGGUCAAAGGGAAGCGAGACGAAGUCGUCCUGGCCGUCAAAGGUCAUGACGCCGUCCUUGACGCUGGCGCUGCCGAAGACCUUGGCGUCGGCGCCGUUGCCCGACUUGUCGGCGAGGACGUUGCCGUCGGUGAGGCCGGAAAAGUCGUACUUGAGAAUCUCGCCGGCUGCGUUGACGGCACGCUUCGUGUUGGUGGUGCCAGUCAGCUUGCUCAGCUCCGCGGCCGUGACCGGGAUGACGGUUCCGUGGCGAGGGCUGCGGGGCAGGCUGAAGUUGGCCGAGACCCUCCACUGCGGCGCGGCAAUGUCGGCCGUCUCCAGCGGGAUGUAGCCACGGCCGCCAUACUCAUCGACAAACAGGUACCACUUCUGGCCGUUGACAUCGCCAGGGUUGGACUUGAAGGACGUGGGACCCUCGACGGCCGAGGUGCCCGCGUCGCGCCCGAUGCAGGCGGCGACCUGAGUCCACGCAGUGAGGUUCGCACGCAGGGAGGUGGAGCGCUCCUGGAUGAUGUCGGCACAGCCGGUGCCGCCGGCCCCCUCGUCCUUGGUGAAGCGGUAGUAGGUGUCGCCGUCCUGGACGACGGUCGAGUCGAUGCGCGACAUGCCGGCGUCCUGCCAGAUCUUUGUCUCGCUGAAGGUGACAAAGUCGCGGGUGGUGACGUACAGCAUGCGGUGGUACGUCGCACCGGUGCGGCUGGGGUCGUUGGCCGAGUAGAGAGAAGAGGCCCAAAAGACAAUGUACUCCCCGAUCGAUGGGUCAAAGAAGGCCUCGGGGGCCCAUGUGUUGCCGGCCUCGGCAGGGGACACGAGCACGUGGCGCUGGGCGGACCAGUUGAUGAGGUCGGUCGACUCCCACACCUCGAGGUAGCGGCUGCCAAACUUGACAGAGUCGCCCCACGAAGUUCCCGACCCGAUGGAAAGGUCGGUGGCGAUCAGGAAGAACUUGUCACCCUCGGCCGACCGGAUGACGAAGGGAUCCCGCAGGCCCUUGGUGCCCAUGGUCGACUGCAGCGUGGGCUGGCCGCCGUUCAGCUCGCGCCAGCGCAGGGCAUCGUUGCCCACGCUGGCGGCAAAGUAGAUCUUUUCGCCCUCGAUGCUGUUGCCGGUGAAAUAGGCAAAGGCGUAACCCUCAAACGCAAGCUGCCUCUUGUCGACGGCCUUGCGCACGUUGGCGGUGAAGUCACGCUCGACCGAGACGCCUCGCUGCUGGAUCGUGGCCCUGAGCGUGACCGUCCUGUCCGCAUCCUGCCGCUUGACUAUGCCGUCGUGGCUGAUGACUUGGGCGUCGCUGCUGUUCCACGACACAGGGAGCCCGUCCCAGGUCCUGGGGAGGUGAAGGUUUCCGCGGACGUCUUGGAUGUUGGUGACGGAAACCGAGGCGAGGGCGGCUUCUGCCCGAGCAAAGAUGGCGCUGCGGGCACUCAGGGGGCCCUCGGGCCCGGCUGCAGCCUGGCUGACAAAAGCCAGGGCAGCCAGGAGAUAGCGCGUGUGGUACCUCAUAGUGGGCCCACGUCUGCUGUAUGA